AUGGCCAGCGGCUCCUUGGUAUACGAAAACCGUACAGUGUGGGAUGUGGAAGAAUCCUGGAAUCUUCUGACCUGGCAGGAUUUCGAUGACAACGGUCCUCAGUUACCACAGGCCGCCUUGGCGGUGGACCAGGGCUCGUUGGUGACGCAGUCUGGACUUUCAUUGCCCUCAAUUCAUCCGCCACAUUUAAAUGAUUGUGAGAGGACUCUCUCCCCGAGCAACUACAGUACUAGUAUCGCCCAGCCCGUCGCUCUCCUCAAUAUCGAUCCUGGCAAUAACCACAAUGAUGCAAGUGUUUUAUGCAAUUCGGAAACUCUUCGGGAACCGCGUCGGGAUGCUAUCGAUAAUCCGAAACAUUGUCUCCCGCUUCCAGAUACCAUUCUGGCAAACGACGCCUGUAGAUCGACUACCAAACAGAACAACAAACUCACCAAGACAAUCACGCAUCUGAAACAGAGUAGGGAAUACUUAGAAUGUUUGGAGGAGUAUAGUCUGUACUGUUACAAAAAAUUGACACUCAUUGGCACUCAACCUGCACCUAUUGAACGGUCUGAGGAAGAAACAUAUAUGAGCACUCUUUCUCUCUGGUCUAUACUCAUAUUCAUGGAAAAUAUGCUGGUUCGAAUGAGGGCACAGAUACGGACUGAAGAGGAAUGGUUCCAUGAGCUCCAAGAACGGGGGAUGUUGUCUAUCGAAGAUUGUCGCAAGGUCUUGAAGGCACAAGGACGUGUUUACGUCGGCGGCGGAGGCUCACAAGUAUGGCCACAAGGUAUGCUUGUCAAGGAUAUGGUAGAUGGAUUUGAAUUGGUCCAAGGAGACCUCUGGAAACCACUUAGAAAACAACAGCGCAUUUCCGAGGUAUUUCGUGGGUCGACAAUACUAUUGCGAGAAUACCAGGAGCAGGAAAAAGUGUGGUUAUCGAUGGGAAAUCGUGAGCGCGAUGCUGCUAAAGGAGAGUUGGCCGAUGUCAUAUGGACAGUAUGGCGACAGGGAAUCCAAGGCUUUGUUGUACUAAAGAUGUGGGCGCGAAUCUCUUCUAUGACCCAUACAAUGACUGACAAUUGGCUUCACACUCUUCAAUCCACGAUGUUGAAAAAGCCCCCAUUUUAUCCACCAACCUUGAAACGUCGACUUUCCAGUCCCUCGAGGACACAAAAUAAAAAACAGCGAAGGCAAAUCGAUGACUAUGACGAACCUGAAGACAUCAGCCUUGCCAGCGAAAUACUAACUCUUCGUUCCAAAGUUCAACAUCUGCAGACCCUGGUGAAUAGGCAUCAAGUGAAUCAAGGGAAUGUUAUCGUGGAAACAAUGAAAGCCGAAGUCGGGAUUCAGUGUGAGCUGGAUUUCAACUCAGGCAAUGAAUGCCCUGAAGUCGGAGCUCGCAAUUGGACUGUGCAGGUUGACCAUGACUCGUCAUCCAUAACAGAAGGAGGGAUCAGGAACAUACAAGUCCAAUCGGCAUCUGAUAAUGGCCCAAAUCUCAAAACCUACUUCAUGACACUUUUCCCCUUCUCUUCGGCUCCACCAUGGUUUGGUCAAGCAUUCGAAUUUUUGAACCGUGAUUUUGGAGUAGAGUAUGCCGAAUUGUUACAGCUAUGGAUGCGCUUUGAACAAAUCCAUCAGUGGAAAAAUCCAAAGAGUAAACUAGCAGACUUGCUUCGCCCAAGGAUGCUAAAUGACUGGAGCAAACGGAGAUCUGCUAGUAUCCCUGCACUUUCUACAGUCGCGUUGGUUCAACACUCCGGCGAAAGUGUUUGGACCUGGUGGUGCUCGCUUCAACCACCAUGGAGGUCAUAUUCAGUGUCAAAGAAUAGACUGAACCCAGUCUCCAUAUACGGAACCGAUUGGAAAAGCCUCAAUAAAUCCGGGAAGAACGGAUGGAUGCUUAUCAUUACCUGUGUUAAAUGGUGGCGCGAAGGUUUGGAGAGUCUUACAGAGGACGAGAGGCAGGAAUUAGAAAAGGAUUGGUAUACAGCGAUGGACGAUAUUUCGAGAAUGCUGAAGGGCCUCAUUGAGUACAUCACAACUUAG
Lentinula edodes (shiitake mushroom) is the source of this 2031-nucleotide messenger RNA. RefSeq lists its product as uncharacterized. The record is from RefSeq and is a predicted model, not a curated record. The transcript is spliced from 9 exons. Lineage: Eukaryota; Fungi; Basidiomycota; Agaricomycetes; Agaricales; Omphalotaceae. The coding region runs from base 1 to 2031 and encodes 676 amino acids.